GAGAUUCAACCCUGGGGACUCGUGGAGAGCGUGCAUUUGUUUACAGUUCGAUUACCAAAACGAAAUAUGAAAAACGAUUCAGCCGGUCCAUAUUUUCUUUAAUGUGAUAAAGUUAAAGUUUAAACUACAUUUUCAUCGUAAGUGCGCGUUCAGACAAUGGCCCGCGAAAUCCUAACGCUUCAGCUCGGCAAUUACGCAAACUACGUCGGCACCCACUGGUGGAACAUCCAGGAAGCUUCCUUCAACUACGAUCCGAACGCGGAUCCGUCCGAGGUCGAUCACGAUGUCCUAUAUCGGGAGGGCCGGACGCUAACCCGCCAGACGACCUACACCCCGCGACUGCUGCUGGUGGAUCUCAAGGGAACGCUGAAGUUUAUGCCAGAAGAGGGGGAACUUUAUCAGCAGCGGACAAUCGAUGAGGAAGAGCUUGUGGCUGGGAUUGGAUGGGAUUCCGGUAAGGUGGAAGUGAUCAAGAAGGACCCAGUGGGCAAAAGUGAGUACCAACGCGAUUUGGGGGAAGGUGCGAAGGAUGAGGGUGGUGACGAGGAGGAGAAGGAGAAGGAUUAUAACUUUAAGGACACGGUUCAGGAUUGGAUCGAUUUCAGCUAUUCGAGGUUUCAUCCGAGAAGUAUUAACAUGGUGAAUGAGUAUAGCCAUUCCAAGGAAGAGAAUCUGUUCGACACGAUAACCAAUGGGAUGGAGCUGUGGAGGAACUGCGACUUCCAGGAUGAAAUAACGGACAAGGUGCGGCAAUAUGUGGAGGAAUGCGACGGGUGCCAAGGAUUCCAGACGCUGUUCGAUUGUGUGGACGGAUUUGCCGGCUUGGGAGUGAAAUGCCUGGAACACCUGCAGGAUGAGUACGGAAAGGCUAGUUUGGUGUUCCCGCUGAUACCUCCCAGGAUGUUGAAUUUCAAGAACGCCGAUGAGACGAUGACUACAUCGAUUCGAGUGGUCAAUACGGCGCUUUGCUUCUCCAAUCUUAUAGAAUCCUGUUCGCUGUUUGUGCCCUUGUCCACCAUGGGUCGCUGCUGGCGAAACCUGGAUCAACCUCGAUCUUUCCCUCUUGUGUGCUAUGAAGAAUCAAACUUGUACCAGACGUCGGCUUUGUUGGCAACAUUCUUGGACACUGUAUCACUACGGUAUCGCAUGAAGAAUCCCUCACAAGGAAACUACCUUCCUAGCUUGUGCGCGGAUAUUAGCCCCUACGGACGCAAAAUGGCAGCCGCUGGCCUGGCUUUGCCUUUCGGGAUGACCAGCUCCGAAGACCUGAUCGAUUUCCUCGACAAGCACCAACAAAACCUCCACACUCAGUUGACCCCGAACGUCUCAGUUGGGAACAAGUAUCUCUUCCAGUCGGUUUCGGUCCGCGGGAUUCCCCGGAACAAGCUGAAGCGACCUCCGACGGCCAAAUCGGCCCAAAGGCAGCAGCGCAUGGCGGCCUAUCGGUGCGAUUCGGUGAGCGAAAUGGUGCAGUUCUACUACCAGUGCCAACUGCAUGCAAGCAUGUCGCACGUGACGGCUUGCGGUGCCCCGAUGGACUUGCGGACGCCCUAUCCCAACGAAGUGCUGCAAUCGCGCGUGGGCUUCGAUGGUUUCCUGCACGACUUCGACCUCGGCGUCAAACAAAAAGUAAUUUCCACUCCUACGCUGGCGACGAUCCAGUCAUCCGGCGAUUUGGCGGACAGUUUGGACAGCCUGCAUCGCGAAGUGAAUCGUAUCAAAAUUGCUAAAAUUUCACGCUUUGCCGAGAGCGGACUCGAACUGGAGGACUACAAGGAGAGCCUCGAGCGAUUGUUGGACUUCAAGGAGAAGUAUGACGACAAUUACGAGCUCUGAAAAGCUACGUUCCUUGUAAGUGAAUCAAAAGCUUUAGUUUGUGAAAAAAAAGGUUAAUUGUGUCGAUAGAGAA
Molecule: messenger RNA, 1909 nt
Organism: Aedes aegypti (yellow fever mosquito)
Lineage: Eukaryota; Metazoa; Arthropoda; Insecta; Diptera; Culicidae
Gene: mst
Product: protein misato
Exons: 2
Coding region: 157-1836 (559 amino acids)
Biological process (GO): mitochondrion distribution
Cellular component (GO): cytoplasm
Source: RefSeq, a predicted model, not a curated record